Messenger RNA from Penicillium canescens, 441 nucleotides. RefSeq names its product RNase H1/viroplasmin domain-containing protein. Lineage: Eukaryota; Fungi; Ascomycota; Eurotiomycetes; Eurotiales; Aspergillaceae. Bases 1 to 441 code for a protein of 146 amino acids. The record is from RefSeq and is a predicted model, not a curated record. The transcript is spliced from 2 exons.
AUGGAAAAAAUGGGUGCGACCCAGGCCAAGAAGGUGAUAAAGGAGGGCGCAGGAGAAACGGCACCUUUGAAUGGGAAUGGAUUUUUUGCGGUCGCUAAUGGGGCAAAACCUGGUAUCUAUCCUUUUUACCACGGCAAAGGCGGUGCUGAGAGAGAAGUUAAGGGGAAGGCUGGUGCUUGUCACAAAAAAUUUAGAACGAUGGCUCAAGCCGAAGCCUUCAUCGAAGAUUGGAAAAAGUCUUAUGCUGAGGUUUGGCACGAUAUGAUAAAGGAGGCUUUAGACCAAGGCUUCAGACCACGCAGUAUUGAAGCCUUCCAACCUCGCAGUAUGGGGUCUAUCGUUCAACAGUUUUUGUACGAGCCGGGGAAAACCGCCGAAAUGGACGACAUUACGGAGAACACGAGGCAGCUUUCGCUGCAACAUCCAAAGCACACGAACUAA